UGUACAGGAUCUACCUGUAUAAAGCAAUACCUCCACCAUGAACUGUAAUAUUCCUAGAUUGCUGAAAUUAGGAUGUUCAAGCCCUUGCUGGUUUAUGAAUUCAUCUCUAGAAAAAGCGCAAAUAUAAAACCUUAGAAGUUCGUGCUGACGUUCCUUAUUUAGACAAGAGCCUUGACACUACAGCUUAUACGACAAGAAUGAAAAGCACUUUAGUGAUGGUAUCACCAAUGAACCUUGUUCUAUUUAAACUUUCAAAAGAAGGAAACGCAGCCGAGUUCAUCACCAACUGUCACCUUUUAUUCAGGUUGUUACAUUAUUUUACCAUAAUACUUCUUUCUUUCAACAAAGUAUUGUUUCUCUGCUUUUGAAUCUACAAAAUAUUCUACCCAGACAGUAUGGCCAACAAUAACAAGCCAUCCAUUGAAACAAAGGUAACUCCAGUAACAACUAAACGACGACAAUCGACGUUAGCGUCUUUAGGCAUUCAAACUUCCCCAGCAGCAACAAAACCUACUACAACAACUGGUCGAAUAAAUGCCAACAGCAAUACUACAGUUACGCCAACCGCCAAUGCUACUGGUUCAGUUAAAAGAGCUUCUACUGCGUCGGCUUCCUCUGUCGCCGCAAAAAGCAUUAAGACCUCUUCACCUUCUAUUUCCAAAACCCGAGCCUCUUCUGCCACAUCUUCUACUUCUAGUGUGCGAAGCUCAACAUCCUCCUCAGCAAAAAUAGCAAACGCAACAGCAAAUGUAAAAAGAAUAGAAACCAACUCUUCAAAGACAAUUAAUAACAAAUCUAGUAGCACUCUUCCAACAACAACAACAAGUUCAACCGUUAAAUCACCUACUCCACUGAGAACCAGAAGGUCGAUUAUACCACCAUCUCCAACAACACCAACAGGAGCUACAGCAACAACAACCUUGUCGAGAAGGUCAUCCGUCAUUUCUCAUAAUAACUCAACAAACGCUUCUGUUACAAAUAAAAAACGUGCAUCUACUUCCAGCGCCUCCAUAGUAGCAGGCGUUGAGUUAAUAAAUGAGAUACAGACUUUGAAGCAACAGUUGCUUGAAAAAGAAGAGGAGAUUAAAAGGUUAAAGGAAGUUAAAGAGAAUUUGAAGAGAGAGAAUGAGGUCAAGCUUUUAUUACUGGAGACCAGUCCAAAACCCGCUAUUGAAGAACAAAAAGUAGUGAGCAUAAACACUGUGUCUUAUUGCGAUAUGUAUAAGAAUUCAGUCUAAUGUGUAUAUUCUCAACGCAAGGAUACCAUCUCUGCUUGUGAUGGAUUCAAUAAAUCAGUAAACGCGGAGGUUGUGUUCGAUCAAGAAACCGACAGAAAGGUUAUAGAAGCUGAAACUAGUGCAGUAUAUGAACAACAGUUAAAGGAAGAACUUGAAAAAAAUAAAGCCACUCUUCAAUCCGAGCUAACAAAUUUGCGUGAUGAAUUGACAUCUAUUUAUGAGCAGCAAAUCAGCAAAUUAAAUGCAG
Mycotypha africana is the source of this 1485-nucleotide messenger RNA. RefSeq lists its product as uncharacterized. NCBI's taxonomy places the organism in Eukaryota, Fungi, Mucoromycota, Mucoromycetes, Mucorales, Mycotyphaceae. The record is from RefSeq and is a predicted model, not a curated record. Bases 396 to 1238 code for a protein of 280 amino acids. The transcript is spliced from 4 exons.